Molecule: messenger RNA, 1557 nt
Organism: Truncatella angustata
Lineage: Eukaryota; Fungi; Ascomycota; Sordariomycetes; Amphisphaeriales; Sporocadaceae
Product: major facilitator superfamily domain-containing protein
Exons: 2
Coding region: 1-1557 (518 amino acids)
Biological process (GO): transmembrane transport
Molecular function (GO): transmembrane transporter activity
Source: RefSeq, a predicted model, not a curated record
AUGGCCACCAACUACGGGCGAGACGAUACUCUGAUUGAUUCCGCUGGUGCACCACACCACCCGCCGCCAGCCCCCGAACAGCCCUACAGCAUCUUCGACAAACGACAAAAGGCGGUAAUCGUGCUUAUCGUCUCCACCGCAGCAACGUUCUCCGGGUUUGCCUCAAACAUUUACUUCCCGGCACUUCCAACCAUUGCUCAAGAUCUCAAUGUCUCGGUUGAGCUUGUGAACCUCACGGUGACUUCAUAUCUCAUCUUCCAGGGCAUUGCACCGAGCUUGUGGGGACCGGUGUCCGACGUCAAGGGUCGGCGCGUUGCAUACUUCUGCACCUUCGUCGUGUUCCUGGGCGCGUGUGUCGGCCUUGCCGAGACGAAGAAUUAUGCGACGCUCGUAGUACUCAGGUGCCUGCAGAGCACUGGCAGCGCGAGCACAAUUGCAAUCGGAUCUGGCGUGAUCGGAGAUAUCACGACCCGCGCGGACCGUGGUAGUUACAUGGGUAUCUUUCAGGCUGGUCUGCUUGUCCCCGUUGCCAUCGGACCGGUGAUUGGUGGUGCGCUGGCUGGCUCUCUGGGGUGGAGGGCUAUCUUCUGGUUCCUGACUAUCUACGGUGGCGUGUUCCUGGCCAUCUUGGUCCUCCUGCUCCCCGAAACUUUGCGUUCAAUCGUUGGCAACGGCAGCCAAACACCAGCGAACGUCUUUAGCAGUUUUCAUCUGUUGUUCUAUAAAAAGCUUGCCAAGGUUGAGAGUGAUUCAAAUGCAGUUACCUCUCCUGCGGCAAGAAAGCACAUCGACGUGACUGGGCCGUUCCGAAUCCUCAUUAGCAAAUUUGCAGCCCCUAUAAUUAUCUUCCUCUCUAUCUACUAUGCUGUCUGGCAAAUGAGCAUCACUGCCAUUUCGAGCCUUUUCGAAGACAGCUACAGCCUGGACGAGACCGAGAUUGGACCGACCUUUAUUGCAAACGGAGUUGGUUCCAUGAUCGGCACGUUCGUCACUGGUAAGAUUCUGGACAAAGACUACCACCGCGUCAAGGCGGCAUACGAGGCAUCUCGAAUGAUCCCCACAGCAGAUGCCGAGAUGGCACGAAGCCAAUCUCGGACUUAUUCGGCGGAGGAGAGCUUUCCGCUGGAAAAAGCCCGCCUCCGACUUGUCCCGGUUUUCUCAGUCCUUCAGUGCUUGUCUAUCAUCCUAUUCGGCUGGACGAUACAGAAAAAUGUACAUAUUGCCGUACCAAUCGUUUCCACCUUCAUUACCGGCUGGACUGCCGUUUCAAUGCAGUCAGUCAUUAUGACAUAUCUCGUUGAUAUCUUUUCCGAAAAUAGCGCGGCGGCGAGCGCGAGUCUCAAUUUUGCCAGAUGUCUGUUCGCGGCUGGAGGCACGAGUUUCGUGAUACCGAUGGUCAAUGGUAUUGGUGCAGGCUUGGCGUUCACGAUCUGUGCGAUCGUACAAGUGAUUGCGCUAUCGGGUGUGGCGAUAACAUGGCGGAUUGCUCCAAGGUGGAGGACUGAAGUGGAGAGGAAAAGGAGGAGCAAAGAUGUGGAUGGUGAACAGCAGUGGUGA